This is a messenger RNA of Colletotrichum graminicola M1.001, 1917 nucleotides long. RefSeq lists its product as uncharacterized. NCBI's taxonomy places the organism in Eukaryota, Fungi, Ascomycota, Sordariomycetes, Glomerellales, Glomerellaceae. Gene Ontology annotation, molecular function: histone deacetylase binding. Bases 1 to 1917 code for a protein of 638 amino acids. Gene Ontology annotation, biological process: negative regulation of transcription by RNA polymerase II. The record is from RefSeq and is a predicted model, not a curated record. Gene Ontology annotation, cellular component: Sin3-type complex. The transcript is spliced from 4 exons.
AUGGCAGCUACGGCGUCAGCGCCGCCUGCCCUCUCUCCGGGGCAGGCGACGCUUGAUCACGACAGCAACAUCUCCAGCCCUCUGAGCGACGUCGAAGACAAGGACGGCGAGGUUGACUCGCUAGACGGCAUGCAGCUGGACCUUCCUCAGGACGACCCCGACGAAGCGCUCGACUCUGACAGCAACCUGUCCGAGGCGAACGACACUGAGGCGGAGACUGAGCGUCUUUUCGACACCCCGCAGGCUCAGCGCCACAAGGACGUGGUUGUCAAUCAGUUCAACGACGGGCAGGUCUUCGAUCGCACACCAAGCAAGCUCCAAAAAACAUUUUCCGUCGACGCCACUGACGAUGGCGACGACGAGAGCCUUUCCGACCGCGACGACGUGUCGAUGAUCUCAAGCCACGCCGACGAAGCCUCACCCAGCAAGCCCAAGAAGUCCACCACGCUGCCAUCUACCGAGGAUGAUACUGAGAAUAUUGAUACGAAAAAGAGAAAGCGAUCGCCGGUCGCGGAGUCGUCUGAGCCAGGCCAGCCUGCCAGGAAGCGCACUGGGUCGGUUGUGCCCCACGAGCAGGACCAGCGCAAGAAUGACGUGGAGAUGCAAGAGGACGAGGUCCCCUCCACAGCUUCCCACACUGACGACCACUCUGCGACCGACGACAAUGCUCCAGAACUUGCGCCCAUCAAGCGUGGUCCCUUGCGAGACGGUCACAGCCCGGUCAAGGAUUUACAAAUAACGAAAAAGAUAACCCGCAACGGCAGCAGGCGGAAGGGUCACGCCCCAGAGACCAACGAGCACGAGGGUCUCGAUGGUGACGGUCGGGAUGAUGGUCGCAAUGACGAAGACUCGGGACCCCACGCUGACGACCAUGCUGAGCAAGAGGGCGACGAGGACGCGGAAGCGUCAAAGAAUGAUGAAGAGAUGGAAAGAAAGCGUGCAGCAGUCGAGGAGUGGACUGAUCUCGAGGAGAAGUUUGUGGUCUUCCGUGAACGAUUAUACAAGGAUCGACUAGAGCGCCUCGAGCAAGAAGAACAGUCCCUGCAAGCCGAGCCGCCAAGCCACCCCGAAUAUCUAAACAUGAAGCAAUGUUUGGACGAACGGCUAGAAAAGAAGCUCCGCAACAUUGAAAAAGAGUAUGAGCUAUCGGUCGAAGCCUUGGAGCGACUCGCUGUGGCGCGCCGGGCUCAGAUCUGGAAUCAAUUUUACCAGGGAGCUCGAGAAUCACGCUCCAAGAUGCUCGAACACCUCAACAAGGAAUGGUACGAGACGCAGAAUGCCAGACGCAGCGCACACAGUGUUCCGGACUACGGGCUUCUGUUUCCUACCAACCCGACACAGCGCACGAGGAACGCUGUCGCGUACAAUUCGGAAGUUUCCUUCUUGGCUGGGCUUGCCAAGCACGAGGGAUUCCCGGCAGUGCCGCCCAUGCGAGGCGCAAAUGGGUCGGAGAUUGAAGAUGAUCUGGAGGCCAUGAAGCGCAAUUCAAAGCCACGUCAGCGAUCAAUCAUGCAGCCAAUUGAGGAUUAUCAGGCGGUUGCCUUCGGGGGAAAUCUUGGACCUGCUGGUGAGCAGUUCAUCAAAGACACUCCUUGGGCCAACCCGAACCACAUUGCGCACAAGAUCACCACAGGGCCAGUAGCACCUGUUGCUGGCGCAAAACCCCAAGCAGCGCAAGCAAGUAAAACAGGAGCAGGCCCGUCUCACGCUCAUUCGAUGCCAAUCAUCACAAAUGGCCAUGCCGCCGCGCAUGCUUCGCCACACAUGAAUCGGUUUACUUCAGCGUCUCCCGAGAUGGUGCGAACAGCCAAUGUUCUGACCCAGAGCGCUCAGAUGAAGCGUGCGGGGAGCCGCACUUCGAAAGCUGCGAAGGACACGGCUCCUAAACAGGAACCGGUGUCGGCGAUGGCAAGUUAG